Messenger RNA from Colletotrichum destructivum, 1935 nucleotides. RefSeq names its product Putative carnosine N-methyltransferase. NCBI's taxonomy places the organism in Eukaryota, Fungi, Ascomycota, Sordariomycetes, Glomerellales, Glomerellaceae. The transcript has 2 exons. Gene Ontology annotation, molecular function: S-adenosylmethionine-dependent methyltransferase activity. Bases 453 to 1688 code for a protein of 411 amino acids. The record is from RefSeq and is a predicted model, not a curated record.
GGGGGAGGAGGUGGGGAGAUUGCUUCCCUCGAGCGUUUACUUCCUCGCAGAAAUUCCAUUUCAACUGGGUACUCACAGGCUGUGUUUGAGAAUUCUCUAUUUAGCAGACACACCGCGGGGAGGCCAGCAGCUCCUUUCCAGUUCCCAGUUCAUUCUCCUUCGCCGACUAGCCUCACUGCGGAUCCUCUCAAUCGACGCAUUUGGUGGGGUUACUGCAUUGUCCCUCGUCGAGCUCUCUCACACUCAUUCACCUAUUCACUCACUGACUCACUCACUUACUCACUCAGCCGAACCCCGACCACACCGAAAACUCGGAACCUGGAAAGGUUGUUGGGUGUAGCAAACAACUCAGACUGGGCUCGCUCACACGGUCACUCCCCUUCCCCCCGACGCCAAAUUCCCGGUAGAGGGUUUGCGGGAGGCCGGACGACGCACAGCGCACGACGGAAACGAUGGCGGACGACGAGCAAUGGAGCGGAAUGGAGAACACGAUUGAGGACCCGGAAGAGACGAGGGUUAUAUUCUCCGCGCUGGACUCUUUCCUUCAAUAUGCAAAGGUGGCGCACUUCAAUGUAACCCACCUGCGCCGGCAGUCCUUCUAUGCCCUGCCCCAGGCGCACUGGCAGAUGCUUGCUGCGGCCCCAUUCAACUUCCUCGACACCCUUGAGCGCACUGACGACGCCAUCGAAUCCAACGCUGAGCUCGCCCGUGCCAUCGCCCAUAACGGCCUGCGCUCCUUUCACCUUGUUCCCGAGGGCUCGACGGAAGAGCCGCAAAUGCCUGCCGCCUGGGCCGGCGUCGCGAAGCACAACGACACCGACAAGGCCCGUAGCACCCUUCGCCAGUUCUACCGCGACUGGUCCGCCGAGGGUUCCGAGGAGCGGCGCGUGUGCUACAGUCCCGUUCUUGACGCCGUUGACCUAGAGCGUAAGACCCGUUCACCUACACCCUCGACAUCCAGCGAACCACUCAAGGUUCUCGUCCCAGGCGCGGGCCUCGGACGCCUCGUAUUUGAGCUCUGCCGCGCGGGCCACGACGCCGAAGGCAAUGAGAUAUCCUAUCAUCAGCUCCUCGCCUCCUCCUACAUCCUCAACUGCACAAAGGCCGCGGGUCAGCACAACAUUUACCCCUGGGUGCACUCCUUCUCCAACCAUCGCACCCGGACAAAUCACCUCCGCAGCUGCGCCGUGCCGGACAUCCACCCAGCGACGCAACUCGCCGCCGCAGGUCCCUCCGUAGGGUCUAUGUCCAUGUGCGCCGCCGACUUCCUGUGCCUGUACGCCGACGACGACCACGAAGCCGCCUAUGAUGCCGUCGCCACCGUCUUCUUUCUCGACACAGCGCCCAACCUCGUGCGGUAUCUGGAGACAAUCCUGCACUGCCUGCGUCCGGGCGGCGUGCUCAUCAACUUUGGCCCGCUGCUGUGGCAUUUCGAGAACAACGCGCCCGGGAACCACGGCCGCGACACGGACGGUGACGGCGAGCACGACCACAACAACUCGUCGGGCAUCGCGGACCCGGGCAGCUUCGAGCUCAGUGACGACGAGGUCAUGGCGCUGGUGGAGCGGGUCGGGUUCGUGGUGGAGAGGCGCGAGACGGGCAUCAAGGCGCCAUAUAUCCAUGACCCGGAGAGUAUGCUGCACACGACCUACCGUGCGAGCUUCUGGGUGGCGAGGAAGCCUCUGUAGAUUUCACCACGUCAGACCGUGCUUUCCGCCCACUGCUUUUUAAUACGUAACUCUGAGAGACAGAGAGAGAGAAAGAGAGAGAGAAGGAAGAUGGGGGUCCCACACAAAGUCAUGGUAUGAAAAAGAACUUGGCUUGAUGAAAAUUAGGCCACUGGCGCAGGCAUGGAUGGCAUCAGCGCGAAAAUUACAUUUUUAUUUAUUUUAUUUUUGGUUUUACAAACACCUCGCAUCCUAUAUCCAUCCUACC